UUCGGGGGGGCCUGUACGCGCACGCAGCUGCAGCGGGCCUCACAUUACACAUCUGGAGAAAUUAAAGCAGAUGUUUGGCUUUGCUGGAUCCCUCGCUGGAUUUCCGCGCUGUCAUUAUUUCCGUCUCCACCUCCUGUCAGCUUCACGCCCCCAAAACAGUCGCAGUUGUCUGCCUCUCAUUUGGUUCUUGCUUUGCCUCGAACCCGACGCUUUUAAGUCCGACUUGGAGCCUUUUAGCAGUUCGAGGAGAGUCAAGUCUUUGCAACAAUGGGGGACAUCGAGGCGCCCAACUCGAGCCAGCCGGGCCAGUCGGUCCUGAGGUCGGUCCUUCCGAGCAAAGAGUUCGCUACUUCAAGGAAAGGAAUGCUGCUUAUUGCUGAAGUGGCACUUUCCUUUAUAUCCUUUGUGUGUUUUGCUGCAUCAGCAGCAGCAGCCUUCGUGACGGUCCCCCUGCUGGCCUUCCUGGCUACUGUCUUCUUCUUGUUCGCCUACUCCACCAAAUUCAACGAGAGGUUUAAAGGCUUCUGCUUUCCUCUAAUGGACUUCGUGAGGUGUGUGACAGCCUCCAUUAUCUUCUUCAUCAUCUCCAUCAUGGCAGUGUCCAAAUACCCUGAUGGUUCUUCUAAAGCUGCUGGGAUCUUUGGGUUUAUCGCCACUGUUGUAUUCGCUCUAGAUUUUUAUCUCAUUUUUAACGAGCUUGCUGCUUUCCUAAAGCAAGGAGGGGAGUCCAACGAGGAGCCUUCAGCGCAGAGAGAUGACUUUUCAGACUCAGACUCAGAUUGAAACUCCCACGCCGACGUGCUCCAACCAAGCGUUUGAAGGAGGGACCACUGCUGGCAUGCCGUCUCCCAAGGCCUGCAGGAAUUUCAUCAUUUCCGAACGUCUCACUGAUACAGCGGAAAUAAAAAAAAAAAAAAAAAAAAA
Messenger RNA from Fundulus heteroclitus (mummichog), 924 nucleotides. RefSeq names its product CKLF-like MARVEL transmembrane domain containing 3 (gene cmtm3). Gene Ontology annotation, cellular component: membrane. The transcript is spliced from 5 exons. The record is from RefSeq and is a predicted model, not a curated record. NCBI's taxonomy places the organism in Eukaryota, Metazoa, Chordata, Actinopteri, Cyprinodontiformes, Fundulidae. Bases 268 to 783 code for a protein of 171 amino acids.